Messenger RNA from Fonsecaea pedrosoi CBS 271.37, 1041 nucleotides. RefSeq lists its product as uncharacterized. Bases 1 to 1041 code for a protein of 346 amino acids. The record is from RefSeq and is a predicted model, not a curated record. Lineage: Eukaryota; Fungi; Ascomycota; Eurotiomycetes; Chaetothyriales; Herpotrichiellaceae. The transcript has 2 exons.
AUGCAGCAGACCAGUCGAAAUGGGGAGAGACAGCCUAUGCAAAAGAGAACACAGAGGACUCCUCAUAGCAUCAAGUUCCGGAGGGACUACCGAGCUGAUCUGCCACUGAUUAUUUCCCGGUUCACAGGUUAUCGACCGCCAAACGCUGAGCCUCCAUAUGAGCCUUUGCCAUUUCCGCCAUUCUCAUGGUUGGAGAAAAUCCCACUCCGGCUUGAAGUCUGGGUUUUUGGUUGGAUUGGCGCUUUCGGCGGCAUCCUUCUCAUCGAGGCAAUCAUGUCAACCAGCACCGCUUUUCGCGACAUCUAUCACACACCUACUAUCAUUACGUCAUUUGGUGCGUCCGCCGUUCUGCUUUUCGGGGUCAUCGAGUCUCCAGUAGCGCAACCACGAAAUUUUGUCUUGGGUCACUUCAUCUCGGCUCUGGUAGGAACCGCAAUUACCAGGUUGUGGGUCUUGAACGCGAGUUAUCAGGGAUACCUGGAGAACACCCAUUUUCAUCCUUCGACUUUUAUCAACGGAGGACUGUCCAUGGCAACUUCACUCCUCGCCAUGCUGAUCACGGGAACGGCUCAUCCUCCCGCCGGUGCUACGGGUCUCAAUGCGGCGGUUCAAUCGGACGUGGUAACGUUAUCGUGGCGAUACUUGCCCACUGUUCUUGCCUCAUCCCUCAUUAUGCUCGGAUGGGCUGUAAUCAUCAAUAAUGUCGGGCGUCGUCGUUAUCCGCUUCAUUGGUGGGCCCCUGGUGCAACAUUCGUUCAUGCCGAAGAAGAUUCAGCGCUGGAAAAGGCGGAAGAAGGAGAGAUUGAACGUGAAGAGAUGGAGGAGGGUGAACUCGAGCGAGAAAGUACUGCUGCAAGUGAAGGGCUGCCUCGGGAUGGUGAAAAGCAUGGAGAGAUCAUGCUCCGGCCUUCCUCGAGAAGGAUGAGGCGUGCAAGCAUUGAGGCAGAGCCAGCGUCUUUGGAAAGUGCGGUGGAUGCAAGUCCGGGAGAGUUUUCGAACCGUCGGCUGAGUUCCAGUCGGGAGCGGUAUCGGUUGGGCUAG